Molecule: messenger RNA, 580 nt
Organism: Drosophila novamexicana
Lineage: Eukaryota; Metazoa; Arthropoda; Insecta; Diptera; Drosophilidae
Product: cuticle protein 1
Exons: 2
Coding region: 1-492 (163 amino acids)
Molecular function (GO): structural constituent of cuticle
Source: RefSeq, a predicted model, not a curated record
AUGUUCUUCAAGCUGCUGCUCGCCUCCUGCCUGGCGCUGGCUCUGGCCAAGCCACAGCAUCCGCCAGCUGCCCAAUAUCCCGCCGGUGUGAAUCCACAGGACUGCCCCGGUUUUCCCAUCUGUGAUAAUGCGCGCCUGCACAAUCCACAAUCGCAGUGGCAGCAGCCGCAGCCCCAGUGGCAGCAACCGCAGCCCCAGUGGCAGCCACAGCCGCAACAGCACUGGCAGCAGCCGCAGCCGCAGUGGCAGCAACCACAGCCGCAGUGGCAGCCACAGCCCAGCUGGAACGCGGCACCAGCCCCUGCCGCAGGCGGUGAUAAAUAUCCGGCUGGCAUCAAUCCACAGACCUGCCCCAACUAUCCCUAUUGCGAUGUGAAUGCCGGACAUGCGGCUGCACCCGUCGCCGCACCACCAUUGCCCGGCUGGACGGAGCGUCUGUAUCCCGCCGGUGUCUCGCCGCAUCAGUGCCCCAACUUCCCCUUCUGCAACUAAGCAGCCACACACACACACAUACACACAGCGCCUGCCCACACUGUCCACACUCUACGCGAUCUGUCCACACGCUCAUCACACGCAUUUU